UGUGUCAGUUAUUCGUUUUCACGUAGUUUUUAUAAUAAACAGUCUAAAAUGUCAUACAUUUCGUUAUCUUCUGGACCAAAUAUGGAAAAAAUAAAUUUAACAACUUUAAAUGUUGGACAACUUACAAUGCUGAAACAACAAUUGGAUCAUGAUCUUAGUGUUCUCCAAGACUCAUUACAAACGUUAAAAAUUGCUCAAAGCAAAUUUCAAGAAUCAGGAUCAUGCCUUGAAAAGAUUAAUCCAGCCACAGAGGGUAAUGAAAUUCUUGUACCACUGACUGGAUCAAUGUAUGUAGUUGGUAAACUAGUGAAUACUGAUAGUGUUCUAAUUGAUAUUGGAACUGGCUAUUAUGCUCAAAAGCAUAUUACCGAUGCAAAGGAUUACUUUGACAGAAGAGUAGCUUAUGUAACUGAACAAAUGGAAAAAAUUCAACAGCUGGGUCUCGAGAAAAGUAAAAUAAGAGAUGCAACAGUGGAUGUAAUAGAAGUGAAACGUAAAAAUCAGACACCAAAGGAAGAUUCAAAGCGCGAAUAAAGUAUCU
Messenger RNA from Eufriesea mexicana, 541 nucleotides. It is a transcript of the gene Pfdn5, whose product is annotated as prefoldin 5. The record is from RefSeq and is a predicted model, not a curated record. Lineage: Eukaryota; Metazoa; Arthropoda; Insecta; Hymenoptera; Apidae. The coding region runs from base 49 to 534 and encodes 161 amino acids. Gene Ontology annotation, cellular component: prefoldin complex; cytoplasm. Gene Ontology annotation, biological process: RNA polymerase II core complex assembly; protein folding; RNA polymerase III assembly. The transcript is spliced from 2 exons.